Messenger RNA from Zootermopsis nevadensis, 1795 nucleotides. RefSeq lists its product as uncharacterized. The record is from RefSeq and is a predicted model, not a curated record. Gene Ontology annotation, cellular component: extracellular matrix. NCBI's taxonomy places the organism in Eukaryota, Metazoa, Arthropoda, Insecta, Blattodea, Termopsidae.
GUCUACCCUGAGGCUUCAGUUGAACUUGUGUGGCCUGUGGGCGUUGUCACAGGCGGAACAGUGAAGUGAGUUGUUGUGUUGUUCAAGGUUGUGUGUUCUGUGAACCUGAUCGUCGUAAUAGGAGGGCUAUGGUCAUACGUAACCGCUUCAGUAUAUAAAGAUUGGUAACGUCUUCGUAUCACAUCAUAAUCCUCUUCACCUCUUACCGUUAACAGAAGAGGCUGCCUGCAGUUCGCGGCAUCAGAAGAAUGGAAAAGAUACAACUGAUUAUCUGGGCUGUGUCGCUAGCAAGCGUCUUGGGUGAGCCCCCCGUGGGACGUCUGUAUCUGCCUCCAGGCCAGCGGCCUUCCAGCCAAUAUGGCGCUCCUGCCUCCGGCCGAUUUGGCGGAGCUGGAGGUCUUUCGUCACAAUACGGCGCUCCUGCGUCCGGCCGAUUUGGAGGCGCUGGAGGUCUUUCGACACAAUAUGGUGCUCCUGCGUCCGGCCGAUUUGGAGGCGCUGGAGGUCUUUCGACACAAUAUGGUGCUCCUGCGUCCGGCCGAUUUGGAGGCGCUGGAGGUCUUUCGACACAAUAUGGUGCUCCUGCGUCCGGCCGAUUUGGAGGCGCUGGAGGUCUUUCGACACAAUAUGGUGCUCCUGCGUCCGGCCGAUUUGGAGGCGCUGGAGGUCUUUCGACACAAUAUGGUGCUCCUGCGUCCGGCCGAUUUGGAGGCGCUGGAGGUCUUUCGACACAAUAUGGUGCUCCUGCGUCCGGCCGAUUUGGAGGCGCUGGAGGUCUUUCGACACAAUAUGGCGCUCCUGCCUCAAGCCGAUUUGGUGGAGCUGGAGGUCUCUCUACACAGUAUGGAGUACCUGCUUCUGGCGGAUUUGGAGGUGCAAGAGGUAUUUCGACACAAUAUGGCGCUCCCGGUUUUGGCAGGGCUGGUAGUCCCAGCUAUAGAUCUGAUGAAGAUGCGUUGUCCGAACCCGCCAACUACGAGUUCUCAUACGAAGUAGAUGAUCCUGCAUCAGGAACCGUAUUCGGCCAUGAGGAAAACCGUCAAAAUGAGGACGCAAGGGGCUCGUACCACGUGCUUCUUCCAGAUGGUCGUCGUCAGGUCGUGGAGUACCAAGCUGAUGUCGAAGGCUAUAAGCCACAGAUCCGCUAUGAGGAAACUGGGGCCGGAGGUUACCAAGCAUCCAGAGCAGCAGGAGGACCCUAUUAAUUGUACACCCGGAGAAGCUUGUGGAACUAAACACUGGAAGUGAUAAUGAAGGAGUGAGAACGACUGGUUCAUGACCUAGGUUUCGAUCAUAAAGCGUAUAUUAAAAAUUGUAUAUUCGUGUUCACUGCAUUGACGCCAGGCAAAUAACCUAGUCCCUUUCUAAUUGUGCAGCACAGGGUACGAAAAAUUUUCUAAUAUUGUUACAGAGUUUAAAAUAUCCGAUUAUUUGUACAUUUACAUAGUAGAGUGUUAAUCUCUUGCGCCAGUGGCUUCGAUACAAUUCUCAAAGAGUACGAAGUCGCCACCAAAAUCAUUCCCCUGGGUGCCCAUUUGCAGUAAACGUCAAUUAGUUAUUACUGAAGAAGUACAACUGUGAGUAACAGAAGGGUGUGAAUUAUCGGUGCCCCAUCUGCUUCUUCUCUGGCUGAUAGAGGCGGCACUUCUCGUGCUGAACGUAUGUUUGAGGUUUCAUAUUUUGUAUAUAUGUUUUAAAAGAAAUAUAUCCUUAUUUUAAACAGUAUGGUAGCUUUGGGUGAUUAUGUUGUAUUUUGUUGGGUGUAAUGUACAAAAUAUAUUUUAUGUGUGAGUAA